Ceraceosorus guamensis is the source of this 1618-nucleotide messenger RNA. RefSeq lists its product as hypothetical. Gene Ontology annotation, cellular component: cytosol. The coding region runs from base 407 to 1477 and encodes 356 amino acids. The record is from RefSeq and is a predicted model, not a curated record. Gene Ontology annotation, molecular function: hydroxypyruvate reductase [NAD(P)H] activity; glyoxylate reductase (NADPH) activity; NAD binding. Lineage: Eukaryota; Fungi; Basidiomycota; Exobasidiomycetes; Ceraceosorales; Ceraceosoraceae. The transcript is spliced from 7 exons.
CACGAGAUCAGCUAUUCGCCCGGGGCGCUAGGCUUGGUGCUUUACCGUGCACCACCUGUGCGCAUGCAGGAGUCACCCAACCGUGGUGUGUCCGUGGCCUGCUGAGCUGAGCUGUACGGUACCGGUACCUGCCUGCAUUCGCGAUUGUAAUUAGACUUCUUGGUGGUGACGCUCGGAUUGGUCAGCAGCAUUUCACGAUUCGCGCUUUGCAUGCUUAACAAAGCCUUUCCCUCGACACACAUUCACGAUUCGCGAUUUGUCAAUCGUGGUGGACGCUUGCAGCCUCGUCAGUCGUGGGUCGUGCAUCAUCCGCGAAACGCUUUAAGCGAAAGUCCAAGUCACCAGUGGAACCUUAUACAUUGGCACGAGCAACAAAGGACGAUCGAGCUGCGCGCAUCCCACACAUAUGUCCGCGAGUCCUUUACGGGAAAGCGUCAUCCCUCUUCCCUCGAGGAUGAUCGAACCCGUCGUACUCAUAUGCGGCACCGUGGAUCACGCCUGCGACGAGCAGAAAGACAUUCUCGAGUCUGUGGGCACCGUUCAUAAGCUCGAAGCGCAGACGAGGGAAGAUUUCUUCGAGUCCCUCGCAGAAGGAGGUACUCUUUCAGGAGUGACGCACAUCUACAGACAUAACAGCAGUGCAGACAAGAUUGGGGUGUUCGACACAGCUCUCAUCGAGAGGUUGCCGAGCUCCGUCAAAGCUAUAUGUCACAAUGGAGCUGGCUAUGACCAGAUAGAUGUGACUGCGGCCACAAAGAGGGGAAUUUGGGUCAGCCACACGCCUGGAGCGGUGGAUGAAUCAACUGCAGACGUAGCCAUGUGGCUCAUCCUCACAUCGCUCAGACGGUUCGAUCUAUCUAAUCAGAAUGCCAAGCAAGGCAAGUGGAAGUCUGGCUUGAUUCCCGGCAGAGAUCCGAACGGCAAGACGUUGGGAAUUGUAGGCUUGGGAGGAAUCGGAUGCGCCCUCGCUCGAAGAGCAGCGGCCUUUGGAAUGUCCAUCAUCUACCACAAUCGAAAUCCUUCACCAUCUGCACCAAAAGGAGCAAAGUACAUCUCCUCCCUUGCAGAGCUGCUGAAACAGGCGGACGUGGUAAGCCUCAACUUGCCCCUGAAUGACCAGACGCGAGGAACGUUUGGCAGAGAGCAAUUCGAGAGGAUGAAGCACGGAGCUGUGCUCAUCAAUACUGCCCGUGGAGGUGUCGUGGACGAGGAAGGAAUGCUCAAGGCGCUCGAAAGCCGGCAGCUUGGCGUAGCAGCGCUAGACGUCUUUCCAAACGAACCUCACAUCGACGAGCGUCUUCGCGAUCAUCCAAACGUCAUCGUUCUGCCCCACGUCGGCACGCAAUCCCUCGACACGGAGCACAAGAUGGAAUUGCAGACUUUCCGAAGCAUCAGAUCUAGCAUCGAUCGUCUCUUGCACAAUGCAGACGAUGCGGGUAAACCGGACUUUUUGGUAAAGGAGCAGCAACACCUCUAAAUUCACGAUUUCAAUUUGCCCCAGCUUGCUCCAACUUGCGCCUCCCGCGCUAUCUUCCGGCAUGCCUGUUCGUUACUGCGUAUCUUUAUUUGCCUGCUGGAACACUUGCAAUUUCAAUGUUCACUCACGCCCCUAGCCCAU